AGAGGCAGGAGUGAAUGGAAUCAUGAAGACAUGUUCAGUAGUUAUUACAAAUUUAAGGACUUUAAGUGAUUAUGAUUCUCAACAGUUACAUUUAUAUAAUUUAUUUUUAUUCUCAUCUUAAUUCCUUUUCUUUAAUCAUUUAAUUAAUUUAUUCAGCAAUUGAUUAUUGAAUAGCUAUUAUCUUUUAGAAAUUGGUCAUACAAUGGUUUUUCUAUUCUUGAGUAGCUUUAGGAGUAAGAAGAUAAACAGAUUAAAAAGAUGAAUAAAUAAAUUAAUAUGUAAUUCUAAUAGUACUUAAAGCAAGGAUUUAAUUAGAUAUUAUCUGGAAUACCCUUUUGAGGAAAUGACUUUUAACCUGGGACUUGGAUGAAGAGGAGCCAGCCAUACAAAGAAUCUAGUUGAGAGGAUUCCUGGCAGAUGGAAUAGGCUGUGAAAAGCUAUAAGAUAGUUGUUGAAAGGAAGUUAGUGUGGUUGUAGCAUAAUGAGUAAAAGGGAAACAGACUCAAAAUGAGGUCUUAUAGGUAAGCAGAAACCUUGUAUUCUCAUGGUAAUGAGUUAUAUUUUUAAAAUUUCAGUUCAAUGGAAAACUGUAUUAGUUUGGGUGUAGGUUUAGCUGCAUGUGACAGAGACCCAAAAUAACAUAGUAGUUUAAACUAUGCAGAAAUUUAAUUUUCUCCUGCCUUAAAGUCCAGGCUGGAAUGGCAACUCUGUUAUACAAAAUCAUGUGCCAGAUAUGACACCACAUCCACAUUGCAACCAGCAUUGCUGAGGAAGAGGGAGAGAAUAAAGGCUAUAAGGCAUGGGCCAGUUGGAUCUUAAGGAAAGUUCCCAGAAGCUACUACAUAAUACUUCUACAUUUGUUUAGGUAGAACCCAGUUAUAAGGCAUACCCAGCUGCAAAGAAGCCUUGGAAAUGCACUGUUUAUAUUGGGUAGCCUUGUAAAAACCAAAGGUUCUGUCAAUAUACGAAAAGGGAAGAAUAGAUAUUUGGGGAUAACUAGCAGUCUCUGACAUAUAAGCCUUUGACCUGAUGGAGAGUGUUAAACAUAGACUCUUGUAGAUUCUGAUUCAUUUGAUCUCAUUUUAAGACUGAUUCUUGUAGAUUUUUUAUUCAUUUUAUCUAGGGUGUUUCAAAAACAUCCAUAAUUGCAACAAGUUCCCAAAAUGAUUCUGAGGUUGAUCAAAAUUUCAGAACCAUUGACCUAGCUUGUUUCCAUAAUUAACCUCCUCAGUUUCUUUCAUGAGCUUUCGUUUCUGUGUUCUUUCUAGCCUUUAUUCUUUCAAAUACAUGACAAUCUGUAAGACCUCUCCAAACCUUUCAUUUCAUAUGUGAAUUAUUUUCAGUUAUCUCUCAUUUCUACCGUAGAUAUUUUAUUUCUCUUAUAAUAGAAAACCAGUAAUUAAAAUUUGUUUCUUAUCUUUCAGACUUGGUAUCCAGGUGUGAGCCCAAGAAGUUAUCUCCAAAAAGGGACAUUUAUGAAACAGUAUCAUCCCAAUGGGCUAUUAUGGAACAACUUAAAAACCUUAGUCCUGAGAGAUCGAUUUUCAGAGAUAUUUGGGAAUGCAAAAGUCAUUUUGAGAGACAACAGGGACAACAGGAGGGCUGUUUCAGGCAAUUUAUGAUCAACCAUGAAAACAUGUCCAUCUUUAGCCCACAUACUUUACUCACUCAGGAAUUUUUUAAUAGAGUGAAAAUCUCUGAAUGUAAGCAAUGUAGAGAAAACUUCAGUUGCCAUUUAUUCUUUAGUCACCACAAAAUAACUCACUCUAAAGCAAAACUUUAUGAAUGUAAAGAAUGCACAGAAAUAGUUAAUACAUCAUACCUUGUUAAACAAUGGAGAACUCAAAAUAAUGACAAAUACAAUGAAUAUAAGGAGUGUUGGAAGGCCUUUAUUCAUUGCUCACAAUUUAAACAACAUCUAAGAAUUAAUAACUGUGAAAAGCGCUAUGAAUGUAAAGAAUGUGGGAAGGCCUUUAAUUACGGCUCAGAACACACUCUACAUCAGAGAAUUCACACUGGUGAGAAACCUUAUGAAUGUAAGGAAUGUGGAAAGGCCUUUAGACAGCGUUCACAACUUACUCAACAUCAGAGACUUCAUACUGGUGAGAAACCCUAUGAAUGUAAGCAAUGUGGGAAGGCUUUUAUUCGUGGCUUUCAACUUACUGAACAUCUUAGACUCCAUACUGGUGAGAAACCCUAUGAAUGUAAGCAAUGUGGAAAGACUUUCAGGCAUCGCUCACACCUUACCAUACAUCAGAGGAUUCAUACUGGUGAGAAACCCUAUGAAUGUAAGGAAUGUGGGAAGGCCUUUAGCUAUCACUCAAGCUUCUCUCACCAUCAGAAAAUCCAUUCUGGCAAGAAACCUUAUGAAUGCAAUGAAUGUGGGAAGGCCUUUUGUGAUGGCUUACAACUUAAUCUACAUCGGAGGAUUCAUACUGGUGAGAAGCCCUAUGAGUGUAAGGAAUGUGGAAAGACUUUUAGACAGUGCUCACAUCUUAAAAGACAUCAGAGAAUUCAUACUGGUGAGAAACCUCAUGAAUGUAUGAUAUGUGGUAAGGCCUUUAGGCUUCAUUCACACCUUAUUCAACAUCAGAGGAUUCAUACUGGUGAGAAACCCUAUGAAUGUAGGGAAUGUGGGAAGGCCUUCAGCUAUCAAUCAAGUUUCUCACACCAUCAGAUAAUUCAUUCUAGGAAGAAACCAUAUGAAUGUGGGAAGCCCUUUAAUCGUGGCUCACAACAUAAUCCACACCAGACACUUCAUCCUGGUGAGAAGCCAAUAAAGUUUUCUCUCCUCCCUCCCCGUUGUGGUCUAGUGCCAUGAAUAUAUUCUUGGAGAUACAGUUUUUCUUCUUUUUAAGGAAAAACUUGAUAAGAUACUGAGUUUUAUUAGUAUUGAUUUAUUUCAGUAAUCCUUGAAAAAUUGAAUGUUCUAUUUCAAGUGGGAAAAUGGAAAAGUUACUAAAUUAGGUGUGGUUUUAACACGGUUUCUAAGUUAAUGUAAUAAGAACUGUUGUAAAUAAAAUUUUCUAGAAUUAUCUAACACGUUUUCACUGCAACCAAUGAAGUAUGGCAGAAAUAAAAUGAAAACAAUCUCUUCUCCCAGAAAUCCCUGAGGUAAUCAAUAUCUGUGUUGCUUCUUUCUUCAUGCUGAAACAUACCUGCACAUAUGAAGGGUUUGUUGCAUGUGUGUGGAGGAGGUUUACCUCCUAUCAUGACAUAUUUCACUGCAACUUGCCUUUUUCACUUAAUAAAUAAUCACAGACAUUUUCCAGGUCAAUAUAGAUUUAACUCAUUCUUUUUAAAGCUUUAAAAAUUCAUUAUAGUCAGAAUAUAAAGCUCUAGUAUGAAAUAUAUGUUAGUAUUUUGAGCCAUUUUCUACUGUAGACAUUCAAGUAGUUUCUAUUUCCUUUUCACCGGAAACUAUCAUGCCAUAAAUAUCCUUAUGUGGUCAUUCUUUUAUUUCUGUCAGGUAGAUACCCAACAGAUUCCUGGGUCAAAGAGUAUCUGGAUUGUAUGUGCAUGUGUGUAUGUUUUGAUAUUACAUUAAUCUUUCAAGGAUGUUUUUAUUUUUUGUUUAGAUAAUAAAAGUACAUGUGACAAAAUUGAAAAAUUACAGAAAAGUAACGUGUAAAGUAAAUCUCCCCUAACAUCCAGUCCUAUAGUCACCUAUUGCCCUCCACAGGGGCAACUGUUGCUACCAGUUUCUUUUGUAGUCUCCUUGAGUAUUCCUGAUAUUCCACGUUGUCCUUUGGACAACAGUGAAUUAAUCAAAAUUCUUAUAUCAUGACAAAUUCUCUUCAUUGGUCCACAUUGACGUACUUUCAGUUAUUUAUUUUGAAAAUAUUCUAGGAAUUUACAAACAUGAUGCCAGUUAUCAACUUACUGCCUUUCAGCUCCCAACACUUCACUGCCUGCUCUGUAAUAAUGGGACUGAACUCUGUAAUACUCCUUUUUUGAUAGCUGGCAUGAUGUUAAAGCUUUGUCAGUAGAGAGCACUGGAGUGACA
Messenger RNA from Trichechus manatus latirostris (Florida manatee), 4006 nucleotides. It is a transcript of the gene ZNF461, whose product is annotated as zinc finger protein 461. Gene Ontology annotation, molecular function: DNA-binding transcription factor activity, RNA polymerase II-specific; RNA polymerase II cis-regulatory region sequence-specific DNA binding. The transcript has a single exon. Gene Ontology annotation, cellular component: nucleus. The record is from RefSeq and is a predicted model, not a curated record. Gene Ontology annotation, biological process: regulation of transcription by RNA polymerase II. NCBI's taxonomy places the organism in Eukaryota, Metazoa, Chordata, Mammalia, Sirenia, Trichechidae. The coding region runs from base 1505 to 2821 and encodes 438 amino acids.